Messenger RNA from Strongylus vulgaris, 766 nucleotides. NCBI's taxonomy places the organism in Eukaryota, Metazoa, Nematoda, Chromadorea, Rhabditida, Strongylidae. The record is from the annotation of a GenBank genome assembly.
AAUUGUUUGCCUGCUUUAGGGCAGUCGAAGUCCGGAAUACCGUGGUUCACGAAGAGAACGGAGAACAUAUGAAGAAGCAUAUCCGUCUGCUAGAAUCCCAUUGUCAAGCUAUCCACCUCGAAUUGAUGCUGUUGAACAAUCAAGCCUGGAGCGAGAACGAGAAUAUCUUAGAAGGCGCGAAAUGGAAUUGACCCGUCGAGAAGAAGAGUUGAUGCGAAUGGAGCGACGACUACGAGAAAGAACGCCGCCACGUGCUGUCCAGAUAACAAUGCCUCCUCAUGGUAACGGAACAUUCCCGAAAAAACGGCCGGGGCCUCGCCAGAGGUCUAAGAUUCAGAAAAAGAAACGCAGGCAAAAAAUGUUGGACACGUUGGAAGUCAGACUGCCACAGAAGAGAGGGGUUAAUCGCGCAAGGGAUGUGGUAGUGACAGAGGAACCGACGAUAUUACCGAAAAGAAGAAAGGAAGCGAAUCAGGAGUGUAAAGGGGAAGAAGAAGGCGAUACAGCAUUCGGCAAAGCUGAAAGAAAACAAGGUCAUUUGAAACCUGGACAACGCCUUGAGGGUCUAGUGGAAUCGAUCAUUGGAUCAGAAGUGCUUGAUGAUUAUACGAUACCCAGAAAACGUGCCCUCACGCAACUUUUGAGCCUCUGCGAUAUAAAUUUGUUGUCCGCAGAGGUUUUGAAGAAAUUUGGUAUUGUUGAAGCCAAGACAGAACCUACAGAGAAGGAAGCCUACAAGAAACGAAGUAAGCGGUUUGUUUUUUGA